CUGGGAAGGAGGGUCCGGGAGGUUCCCAUGUGCUCCCAGCCCCUCUAGGUCCUGCUCUUGGUCCCCGGCCCUGUCCUGGGCACUGCUGCAGCCACUGCAGCCUUUCCGAGUCCACUCUCGCUUCCCAGGCAGGCAGGAGUUUGGGUUGGUGGAGCCUCUGCAGUAUUUCCAUAGCAGGGGCCCCAGCCCAGUCCCUGGUUCCGCGGCUCCUGCUGGCCUCUGUAUUGCUUUGUUUGAAUGUUUCCUGUCUCUCCCCUACAUUCUCCACCUUCCCAUGGAUGUUCCAUUCCCAAGUUCAGAAGCCAAGUCCUCCCCCUUUCCAGAGCCCACCUCACAUCUGUUCUGCUGUCAGAGAGCACCUCUGGCUGUGAAAGGCCCUCCUGCUGGAGCUGCCCACAAUAAAAAUUUGGAAUGUUUCAACAAUGCCACACACACUGGAAUCAACGUGGUUCGAGCUUGCUAUGGGCUUGUUGACCAGGGGAAUAGAAGAGUGCCAAGAAUAAUUUUGAAACGGCUCAUUCGAACACAGCUCAGACACAGCCUGGCUGGUUGAGGGUCCAGAAAAAAAAAACUCAUGCUCAAAUUGUAAUUGCAGCAUGUUUUCUCGAGUGACCCUGCAUAGCCAAACUGUGGCUGAGUUGCAAUCAAAUGAGCUGCUUUGAAAUUCUUGAUGAAUGGCACUGGCAGCAUUGCUCGUCCCACUGUGAACAGGACCGUAGGUACAGCGAAUUCCCGAAACACGUAUUUAAAGCAACAUGCCCCUUUUGGAGACCACAAGUCUUGCAGAGCGAGAGAAGAUGGGCGCUGGAUCGUGUCCUGUAGAGUAGAUGGCGCCAGAGCCACUCCUGAAUUCCCAGGAAGCCCAAGUGAAAUGCAAUGGAGAGACUCUUGUAGAUGUCACUACACAUGGCGGAGAGAGAAGCAAAAGUUCUCCUAUAGGCUGUCUGUCAAGGAUCAAGUCAUGGCACAUCCUUUCACAAUUCUGAGUGUGGUUCUCAAUAUCGUUCUCAUCAGUCUCCUUAUUGCGUGGUCAGUGAGAAAAUCUGAACUGUGUCUGGCUGAUCCUAAAUCCCCAGAGGCCUCCUGCCCGGAUGGCUGGGUUGGUUACCGAGGGAAAUGCUACUAUUUCUCAGAGGCCGAAGGGAACUGGACUUACAGCCGGAGCCAGUGCUCCUCCCUCAACGCCUCCCUGGCUGGGAUCGACACACAGCAGGAAAAGGUUUUCAUGAUACGCUACAAAGGGCUCCCUGACCACUGGAUCAGCUUCUGGAGGGAACCUAACGGGACCUGGAAAUGGGCCAAUGGCACCGACCUCAACAAUGGGUUUGAAAUACGAGGCAGAGGGGAAUGUGCGUAUAUGAACGAAGUUGGAAUUGGUAGCUCCAGGUGUUCCACACAGAGGAAUUGGAUUUGCAGCAGACCUUCAGUCAAUUGUCACUGGUGUUAAGUAACACUCCAAGCAGAUUGAUUUCUCAGGCCAAGCAGUGACUAAGAAUCAAUUGAUCCUGUUUCAGUCACGAGAGGAACAUAGGGCACUGAUGCAACCACAUUUUUAAAAAAUGGUUCUGGAUAUAAAUGGGUGUCAGAUGCUUGUAGGCAGUCAGAGGAGAGCAGCAAAAAGUUGGAUGACCUGUCUCCCCUCCAGUCACUUUAGGUCUGGUGGGCAUACAUCUCCCUGACAUGCCAAUGGAGCAGAGUUCUUCCCCCUGCUGUUCCUCAGUGGCUGCGUUAGCCUGUCUAGUCACCUCUGGUCUUCACUGUACAGCAUUCAACUUGUGUGCGGAUGCCAGACUCUCACCUCCCAAAACAAGUCCUCUACUCUCGGUUCUCCCAUGGUCUGAGAUCCUGUGGUGGUCAGAGGAAACGCUACAAAGACACACUGAAAGCGUAUCUCAAGAAAACUGAUGUGGACAUCACAAGCUGGGAGGAGGAAGCCACCAACCAAUCCCAAUGGUGCCAUAUCCUCCAUCAGGCAGUGGCCCACUUUGAGGAGAGGUGCCUUGCCCUCGAAGCUGAAAAGAGAGAAAAAGAGAACUUUCUCCCAGCAGCCAGCUGACCUGCCAGGAAAUGUCUGUAUCUACUGCGGGCGGCUCUGUAGUUCCAGGAUCGGACUCCUGAGUCAUCUCGGGACCUAUAUGGAAAUCCAUGGUAGAGCUCAUCCUCGAAUGGAGGGAUUGCUCCACAACUGAUUGGCAAACAAGGCCUCCAGAAAGAGCUGGAGAUGAAACAUGAAGAUGUACAACUAUCUGCCGGAGAGAUUGACACUCCUUGGUAUAACAGACCAGGAGUUAACACUAGCAGUGAACUAAAAGGACUUUAAAGUUAGGCAAAGGAUGCUUACAAACCUGAUCAGAACUCCUAGUCUGUAUGAGGUGCAUCCAUUAUAAGACUUUGGAAGAGUUAGUGGGUUUUUUUUCUAUUCCAGAAGCUGGCUGGCCCAGCUUGAAUAAAGGUUACAGUGAGGCUUUUUAUGAA
This is a messenger RNA of Trachemys scripta elegans, 2475 nucleotides long. RefSeq names its product C-type lectin domain family 2 member D-like. The transcript is spliced from 5 exons. The coding region runs from base 671 to 1447 and encodes 258 amino acids. NCBI's taxonomy places the organism in Eukaryota, Metazoa, Chordata, Testudines, Emydidae. The record is from RefSeq and is a predicted model, not a curated record.